AGCAUCUGCAGUUCCCAUUAUCUCUGAUACCCUUUCCUCCCCUGUUGUUUCUAUCUUUCCUCUUACCCACUCCCUUUCUUUCUCAUGAUGUGGAGGUCCCAUUGUCUUCCCGGAGUGGACAAGAUCAGAAAUCACACAACACGGGGUUAUAGUCCAAGCCGUUUAUCUGAAAAUUUGCUUUUUCAAGUAAACCUGUCGGACUACAUCCUGAGUCAUGUGAUUUCUGACCUUUUUCAGUCUCACUGUUUCCUUUCCCCUUUAUCCCUGUUCUUUCUCUUGUCUACCUUCUUAACCUUCCCUCUGUCCCUUUUCUGUCUCCCUCUUCUUCCUCUAACACCCUUCCUCUUUACCUCUGUCCCCUCUCUCCAUAAGACAUAGGAGCAGAAGUAGGUAUUCAAUGAGAUAAUAAUUGAUCUUCAACCACUCCCACUGUUCUCUUUUCUUCACCUUCACCCUUUGUCGUCUCUACUUUUCUCUCUUUCACCUCUUUCUUUCGCUCUCCCUCUGUCCUCGCUUUCAACUUCGACCUCUCUCUGUCCUGUCUCCUCUUUACUCGUAUCUUUUUAUCUCCCUUUAUUCUCGCUCCCUUUCAUGGUCCUUUUCUUUACCUCUCUUUAUGUACCCUUAGCUCCUUCCCUCUGUCAGACUGAUUGCCAACUUUCUGCAGACGUGGCAGCAAUGUACUGAAUGAAUGAUUGCCCUCUCACUUUCCCCUAAACUUUUAUUUGGGAAAGUUCUUUUAGGGGCGGGGCAGAGGUGGGGACAGGGAUGUUACCACCAACUUACCAACUUUGAUUGGAGAGGGUGAGCUGUCAAUCAAGGGCACAGCGUGAGCCCGGAUUGGUCCAACAAUCGCUUUCAAUGUAGCGAGCCAGUUGCGACAACCGCAGACGCGACGGGAAGCGGCGACGGAAUAGGGACCGAGGGGGAUCCGAAGGAUGGGUCUGCUGCUGGGAGUACUCUGUAUCCUGCUGGGAUCCGUCUGGGUUUCAGCUUCCAGCCCCAAGCCCGUCUCCACAGAUAACUUGUUAGUGAUCACUGUGGCAACCAAGGAGACUGAAGGAUAUAAACGUUUCAUCCGGACUGCAAAACACUUUAACUACACCGUCAAGACCCUGGGACUGGGCCAAGAGUGGAAGGGAGGUGAUGUGGCUCGGACGGUGGGAGGUGGCCAGAAGGUGCGGUGGCUGCAAGAGGAAAUGGUGAAGCACGAAGCCAAGGAGGACCUGAUUGUGAUUUUUGUGGACAGUUAUGAUGUCAUCUUUGCUGGCUCUCCCCUGGAACUGCUGAAGAAGUUUGUACUAUUUAAUCACAAGGUGAUCUUUGCAGCAGAAGGAUUUAUCUGGCCGGACGAGUCCCUGGCGGAUAAGUAUCCACCAGUCCGUAGUGGGAAGCCAUACCUCAAUUCUGGAGGUUUUAUUGGUUAUGCUCCAGUCAUCAACAACGUUGUCCAGCAAUGGAAGUUCAAGGAUGAUGAUGAUGACCAACUUUUCUACACUAAGAUUUAUCUCAAUCCCAAACUGAGGGAGAAGUACAAGAUGGCUCUGGAUCACCAAUCAACAAUCUUCCAAAAUCUCAAUGGUGCUUUAGAUGAAAUUGUCGUGAAGUUUGAGAAAGGAAAAGCCAGAAUCCGCAACAUAGCCCAGGAUACGCUGCCAGUGAUCGUCCAUGGCAAUGGGCCUACCAAGCUGCAACUGAACUAUUUGGGGAAUUAUAUUCCGAAUGCCUGGAACCAUGAGACUGGAUGUGGAAUAUGUGAUGAGGACUUGUUAGACCUGACACAGCUACAGGAUGAAGAUUAUCCUCAGGUGCUGAUUGCAGUCUUCAUCCUGCAACCGACCCCGUUUCUCCCGGAAUUUCUGAAACGCCUUGCUGCCCUGGAAUACCCACUAGAACAGCGGACCCUCUUUAUCUACAACAAGGAGGUUUACCAUGAGAAACACAUCCAGACAUUCUGGGAGGAGCACCAGGAGGAUUUUUACAGCAUUAAAGUCGUUGGCCCAGAGGAGGAAAUGACGGAGGGUGAAGCCAGGGAUAUGGGGAUAGGAACCUUUGUAUUUCCCGUAUGGCACAUGUGUCGCCAGGACCCAGACUGUGACUAUUAUUUCAGCGUGGAUGCCGAUGUGGUCCUCAGUAAUCCAGAGACCCUGAAGAUCCUCAUUGAGCACAAUCGGUUUGUGAUCGCACCAAUGGUCAGUCGUGAUGGCAAGCUGUGGUCCAACUUCUGGGGUGCGGUAAAUGCUGACGGUUACUACAGCCGCUCAGAGGACUAUAUUGACAUUGUGCAGUUGAAGAGAGUUGGUAUCUGGAAUGUUCCGUAUAUCACGCAGGUUUACCUGAUCAAAGGGGAGAUUCUGCGUAAUGAAUUGAGACAGAAGAAUGUAUUUACGCAAGUUGAACUAGAUCCUGAUAUGAUCUUCUGCAAGAAUCUCCGGGCAAAGGGAAUCUUCAUGUUUGUGACGAAUCUCGAUGACUUCGGUCAUCUCUUGUCACUCUCCAAUUAUAACACUAGCCAUCUUCACAAUGACCUGUGGCAAAUCUUCAGCAAUCCAGAGGAUUGGAAAGAGAAAUAUAUUCAUGAGAAUUACUCCCGAAUUUUCAGUGAAAAUCUCGUGCAACAGCCGUGCCCUGAUGUCUACUGGUUCCCUAUUCUCUCUGAGCGAGCCUGUGAUGAGCUGGUACAAGAACUGGAGCAUUAUGGCCAGUGGUCUGGAGGAAAGCACGAGGAUUUGCGGCUCAGCGGAGGUUACGAGAAUGUCCCAACCGUUGACAUUCACAUGAAGCAGGUUGGCUUUGAGAGGGAGUGGCUGAAAUUCCUGAGGAAAUACAUUGCCCCAGUGACAGAAAAAUUAUAUCCUGGUUAUUACACCAAGGCCGAGGCAGUGAUGAAUUUCAUGGUCCGUUACCGUCCGGAUGAGCAGCCAUCGCUCCGACCUCACCACGAUUCGUCAACGUUCACCAUCAACAUCGCCCUCAACACCAAGGGGGUUGACUAUGAGGGUGGAGGCUGCAGGUUCCUGAGGUACAACUGCUCGAUCGAGGCUCCCCGGAAGGGAUGGUCCCUCAUGCACCCUGGCCGACUCACCCACUUCCACGAGGGCCUGCCGACCACCCGGGGGACUCGCUACAUCAUGGUUUCCUUUGUGGAUCCUUGACGGGGUUGGAGGGGCGGGGAGGCAGGGGCGAGUGGUCGGACUGGCAAAGUCUGAUGGCCUGGACUUGGACCUACCAGUUUAACCCAGAGGCCUUUGCCGAGCCACUCCUCAAUGUGAUUGCACCUCAUUUGACAAUCUGAGCAACUUAAUCAGAACCUGCUGACCAAUGGCCACCCCCUCCACCCCCUCAAAAAAUGCUGCUCAAGCUAUCAAUCAAACCACCACGUUCCUCACCAGCCUUCUCUGUGGGAUCUGUUGCCCUUUCCCUGCAGGGCCCUUGUGAUGUCUUCACUGUAGAUUGAUUGAAGAAAUCAUUUCACAUGUUGUGCUCCGAGGUCGAAGUUGUUGAUUGCCAACAGGACGCACGGGAGAGCGUGGACCAUAGACAUGGAGCCAUUAAUGACCCUGUGUUGUAGCUGUCUCAUCUUUUGUGCCAAUUGGAAAGUGGAGCAGAAUGCUAUUUCACACCCCCAUCCCACCCUGUCCUUCUCCAUCAAAUCAUUAAGAUUAUGGCUGAUCUGCUACCUCAACUCCAAUUCCUGCCAGAUCCCUUGUUUCCCUUAGUGACUUAAAAAAAAGUUAUUGAUCUCUGCCUUGAACGUACUCAAGCAUCCACAAGCUUUCUAGGGUGGAGAAUUCCAAAGAUUCCCCGACCUUCAACUGAAGGAAUUCCUCCUCAUCUCGGUCUGAACUGGCCUUACCCUUAUUUUGAUACUGUGCUUCUCCAUUCUAGGCUUCCACUGCCAUCUCCCCUACCUAGAGAAAUAUGUCUCCAAAUUGAGCCUAUCAAACUCUUUUAGAAUUGUACAUACUUUGCAAUGAGAUUACCUCUCAUUCUUCUAAAGUCCCACAGCUGUCGGCUGCUCUUCUAAAAUUCUUUCAUGAGAUUUGGAUGUUGUAGACUUUUACAAAAUCAGAGACUAGAUUUCAAUUUAAAGGAAUUUUAAAAGAUUGAAUUCAUGUUGGCAGGACUUGAAUCUGUGCCCCCUUCCCACCCUGAGCAUAACCUGGAUCCUUGGCUUACGGGUUUAGUUAAUUUAUGCCAUUGUUUCCCCCUCUUCUAUCCCAUGUGCUGUAAUACUACCUUACCUCCAUUAUCAAAUGACCAUGCUAUUGGCCAAACUUAGCUGAUCAGCUUGAGUUUUCCAUUUUGUUGAUUUCAUUGAUUGCAAAAAAAUGAUUUUCUCUUGUUAGGGUUUGGGGAGUGUGGGGUAUGGAGGGUUUGGACAGUUUAGGGUGGGGGGCAUGACCUUCCAGUUCAAGCCAGGCCUUUCAGUGACAUUUUCAAGAAGCUCAUCUUCACACAGAGGAUUGGAGUUCUGCAACUCUGUUUCUCCUGCACCCCCCCCCCCCCGACUCCUGCUGUCCACGCACACACAUGCGCUAAAAACCGUCUGACCCCACCCACCCUCAUCCCAUCCACCAACCAUACCCCCCACCCCACCCCCCGCCACCACAAAACCUUGAUAAUUUCAAAUGUGACAUUGAUACAUUUUGGUUGGGCACGUGUAACGGAUGAAGGUGUGUGGAAGCUGUUAACACAGCGAUCAACCACUAUCUAAUUGAAUGAUGCACCAUGCUUGAGGGGCUAAAUGAUCCUGUCCUUCUCCUCAGUUUGUCCCUGAUUUUCCCAGUGGUUUUCCAGCAAUCACAACAUCUGUCAGUCUAGGAUCAUUAACGCCCUGGUUACCACUUGGUUGACAGAAUGUCUGAAAAUACCAGGUGUUGUAGACUUUAGGGGCCCUGUUGUAACACAGUAGUCAUGUUCCUACCCGUGGACCAAGAGGCCCGGGUUUGAGUCCCACUUGUUCCAGAGGUGUCUAAAAGCAUCCCUGAACAGGUUGAUUCAGGGAAAAAAAGUAGGUUGAGCGUACUAAAAAAAAAACAAGGGAGCAGAUGUUUUGUCCCACUGCACCUGCUCCUGUACCAAACAGAAAAGGAACAGGAUGGGUCUCAGGAGUGACGGUUAUGGUAAGAUUUGAGGGCAGAGAAGCCACAGUUGAUGGGAAUGUGGGGCCAGUGAAGAAUAAGCCCUUGCUGUUCAGUCUGAUGUGUUUUUUGCAAGUACCAUCCAGGACAAAGCAGCUCUACUUCAUUGUUCCCCAUCUACAACCUUCCAACAUUUACACCCUCCACCACUGGCUCAGUGGAGGCACUGUGUACCAGCUACAAGUGAGUUAUGUGAACUCCUGAAGGCUUCUCUGAUAGCAACUUCGAAUUUACGACCUCCACCAUUGAGGAUAAAAGCAGCAGAUAGGUGGGAGCUUCACUACCUGCAAGUUCCCCUCAACGAUUCACCAUGCCUUUAAUGUUGCUGGGAAAAAUCCUGGAACUCUCUCCCUAACAGCACUGUGAGUGUCCCUAUACAAUAAGGACUACAAUGGUUCAAGAAGGCAGUUCACCACCACCUUAUCCAGGGUACUUAAGGAUGAGCAAUAAAUGCUAGCCCAACCAGCAAAGCUCACAUUCUCAGGAAUGAAUUUAUACACAAACAUUAUGAUUCCACACUUUCUGUUCCACAAGUUUGAUAAGUGCUGCAAUCAUAAGAAUGAUUUAGAGAGUUCAUUUUAAGAUUUGAUAUACUAUGUUUCAUUUAAAUUAUAUAUGUGAGGGUGGUCAAUCCAGCCAAGAGAAGGUGAGUGCCUACUGGAUGUGCCUGGUUUUAAAAGCUGAACACUAAAGGCCUAAUCUUAUUUAUUGCAAGCUCCUCUCUCCUCUUCUUUGUUCUUUUUCUCUCUGAAAAUUCUGAGGACUGUUUUCUUUUCCUGAGGUGUCUUUGCUCCAAAUUACCCUCCCUCCCUACCAGUGCUGUUCCCCCAUUUCCUACAUUUUUUUGGUCAAAUAUUGCUUUCAUUGUGAAUCAUUAAAGGAAGCCAGAGGAUCGAAAAGCCAAAGGCCAUUGGAAUUCUUGGAUAGAGUGAGGAAACUCGAGAGAGGGCUUCUGAAGCCCAUGCAUCUGCCCUUGCCUCUUCUCCACACCCCACUUCUCUGCAACACUCCCAGUCUAUCAUGGAAGUCACCUGAUCAAGGCAAAGCCAUAUCCCAAGACGAUUUUGACACUGCAAGUGAGAGUAAGCGAAGUGUUCAACUUGGAUGGGAAAGUUCAAGCCUAUGUGAGAAGGCCUGGUUGGUUGUCACCUCAAGGGUUCCUUGAGUCCAAGAGGGGCUCUAUCUAACUAGUAACUCCAUGCUCAGAAAUUGAAGGAGAGAUGAUGAUCAUUUGACUGGGAAGCUGUACCAAAUUCAGAUCAUUAAUUCUGUUCACUGGCCUAAACUGUUGCCACGUAGAUAGGCCAAAUCUUGGACACCAACUUUAGGAGAGGUCACUGCACUGAAGUGGGGGCUUCUUUGAACGUAGAGUGGCUACAUCAUAUCCCUCACCACCACCCUCAACCCUAUCCCUGAUUGAUGCCUUUUCCACAUGGCCUACCCCAGCCACACUUCCCAUGAGCAUUACUAACCUCCAGCAUACAGAGCUACUGAUAGGGGUUAAAAAGACAAAUGUGAACCUUUGGAAGAUGUGGAGGUUACAGGAGUGACUGAGGGUGUCUUAUACACCCAGAAGUGUAUUUUUUGUAAAUUUUACAUGUAUUUUUUAAAUGUUAUGGAAAAGAUGCCUUAUAUUAUAUGCUUUUUAUUCUC
Stegostoma tigrinum is the source of this 6797-nucleotide messenger RNA. RefSeq names its product multifunctional procollagen lysine hydroxylase and glycosyltransferase LH3-like. The transcript is spliced from 20 exons. Bases 939 to 3155 code for a protein of 738 amino acids. Gene Ontology annotation, cellular component: endoplasmic reticulum. Lineage: Eukaryota; Metazoa; Chordata; Chondrichthyes; Orectolobiformes; Stegostomatidae. The record is from RefSeq and is a predicted model, not a curated record. Gene Ontology annotation, molecular function: iron ion binding; procollagen-lysine 5-dioxygenase activity; L-ascorbic acid binding. Gene Ontology annotation, biological process: peptidyl-lysine hydroxylation.